Messenger RNA from Cryptomeria japonica (Japanese cedar), 1501 nucleotides. RefSeq lists its product as uncharacterized. Gene Ontology annotation, molecular function: calcium ion binding. The record is from RefSeq and is a predicted model, not a curated record. The transcript has 4 exons. Bases 222 to 1229 code for a protein of 335 amino acids. NCBI's taxonomy places the organism in Eukaryota, Viridiplantae, Streptophyta, Pinopsida, Cupressales, Cupressaceae.
CAAAUAAAUCGCCUGAGCCAUUCCAACAACAACAAAGAAGAAAGACCAAAUCAAACGAAUUAUUACCAUUAUUGUUAAUGUUGGAAACCCAAUUAUGAAAUCCACAGCAGGACGACAUAGAAAACCUUUAAAACUAUUGCACUGUAACAUUCCCUUCCAUUUCCUUCGGUCUCAACGUAGAAGCAAAAUUUGAGCAGACUAUUCCCUUCUUUUGAUCGACAAUGGCGGAUGGCGGAGUGGUGGUCUUGGAUGGAUCUCAUAUUAGGAAUGCCCUGCCAAAUCUUCAGCAAAGACUAGAAGGCCGUCAUCUCGACGGACAAAUUUCUGGAUCUGCAUUUUUGGCAUUGGCUGAGUCGGAGGCUUCUUCAAUUUUGUUUGAUCUCGCCUUGCCAGAAAAUCUCAAAACCCUCGUCUUGAAUAGAUUGCAACUGACGGAUAAUAUUGAGUCUCUGCAAUUUGAUAGCCGUACUGUGUUGCCCAAGCUGCAGGAGUAUCUGCUUGCUCUCGCCGACGAACUCAAAGAUGACCCAUUGGUCGUGUCUAUUUUGGAUGGGAGUGUUAUACGGCUGUUUCUUGAGGAUGAAGAUGAUUUUGCAAUGUUAGCAGAAAAUUUGUUUACAGAUUUAGAUACAGAUGAUAGUGGCAAGCUUAGCAGAAAUGAGCUUCGGGCUGCCCUUGUUCAAAUGGGAGUUGAGAUGGGUGUUCCUCCAUUAUCAGUUAAGCCUGAAGCUGAUGCAUUGCUUACAAACAUUUUAAAGAAGCACGGGGCAGAAGGGAAUCAAGAAUUAGGACAAGCUCAGUUUGCCCAACUACUUCAGGGUAUCUUACAAGAUAUCGCUGACUCUCUGGCGUCCAAGCCGAUUGUCAUCAUCCAGGAAAUUAAAAUCAUAAAUGGCUCCCAAUUGAGAAAGUUUCUGGCAGAUGAUAAACUUUUACAAGAAGUCACACACCUAUUCGAGGAGUUGGAUGUGAACAAAGAUGGUAAAGUGAGUAAAGCAGAACUACGCCCAUUGUUUGAGAGCAAAGGUUCUGAAUGGGGUCUGCCUCCGCCGGAAGCCAAUGACACAGUUGUUUUGCUUUAUGAUCAAGUCUUUGCAAGUGUUGAUCAAGACCACAGUGGCCAGCUGGAGAGGAAUGAGUUUGAAGUUCUAAUAAAGGGUAUACUUGAAACCUUUGCUGAGCAACUUGCAGCAAAUCCCAUAUUUCAUGAUCUGGAAGGUGCUGACUAGAAGUUUCUUGUCAUAAUUUGAGAUUUUUCCCUUUUAGUCUGAUAUUUUUGUUGUCAUUAUACAUUAACGUUAGAUUCAACUUGAAUGCUUUCCUAGGAAAGUUUAACAGAGUACCAUUUACUGGUCCCACUUUUAUGACUCUGGUUGGGCAAAAUUAUUAGAAUUUAGAACAUUGUCAUGUUAGCUACCUCAUUUUUUUGGAAACUAAACACGUGAAUGUCAACAGAUUUUUGAAUUUAACAUACACUGGGCAAAUGUCAAAUAUUUAGCUA